Gongylonema pulchrum is the source of this 261-nucleotide messenger RNA. The record is from the annotation of a GenBank genome assembly. NCBI's taxonomy places the organism in Eukaryota, Metazoa, Nematoda, Chromadorea, Rhabditida, Gongylonematidae.
AUGCGUUCGGGAGGGGAAGAAAGCGAAGAGGUUACCUCGAAGGAAGUCGAAGAUGCCAGAUCAGUAGAGACCGAAAACGAUUCACGAUUGGAUGGCAUACAAGAGGAGGAAACCCUGCGAGAAAUCCGCGACAAAGUGGUAAAAGCGUUAGACUGGUGCCGAGAAAGAAGCACCGAGUUCUUGGGUUGCCUGUUGAAUGAUAUCAGGUUAGCCUUGGUGCUUAAUGUAAUGGAAAAGAAACUUGCGGCUGAAAAAGAUUAG